Molecule: messenger RNA, 2199 nt
Organism: Osmerus eperlanus (European smelt)
Lineage: Eukaryota; Metazoa; Chordata; Actinopteri; Osmeriformes; Osmeridae
Gene: cdc50c
Product: transmembrane protein 30C
Exons: 7
Coding region: 513-1580 (355 amino acids)
Cellular component (GO): Golgi apparatus; endoplasmic reticulum; plasma membrane
Source: RefSeq, a predicted model, not a curated record
AAACUGCAGAGGAGCGUCAGAGGAAGAGUUCAGAGCAGGGCUGAGAAAAGUAUUUUCGCAAACUCUCGGAUUACAAACAAAAGUUCUUGACGUAAAUAGAUAAGAGUGGAAAGGACGCGCGAGACUCUCGGAGGAAAUCUAUAAGAGUGGUGACAGAAAGAGGAGCAACCGCACAGAAACAGAGAAGAAGACGGGAGAGGUAGGAAGUGAAGUGGAGCGGGGUGGAAGGUGGUUAAUGAGUAACAGCCAGCAGGCGGUCUCAAAGGUCUCCGAAGCAAAGCCUGCUGGGUAAAAUCUGUUCCCAGGCAGGGAAGCACGACAGAGAAAGGGAGGGAGAGGAACAGAGAGAGAAAGGGAGGGAGAGGAACAGAGAGAGAAAACACCUCCGGAAGAGAAGAGAAAGAGAGAGGAUCACUGUUGCUCCAAGCCUGCUGGUUCCCUUCCAGCCUGACCCAGCCACCCCCCCACCCUCCACUUCCCUCUCUCCAGCAGCCCGGCCCCUGCCCUCGGCCAUGGGGAAGAGCAAGGCCAACAUGGGGCCCCUCGCCCGGAGGCCCGAUAACUCGGCUUUCAAGCAGCAGAGGCUGCCGGCCUGGUCGCCCAUGCUGACGCCGGGCACGGUGCUGCCCUUCUUCUACUGCAUGGCUGUGCUGUGUGUGCUCCUGGGGGUCUGGCUGCUGCUCACCGUGCAGAACACACAGGAGCUGAAGUUGGACUACACUAAGGCCGGCACGUGUGACUUGUGUUUCCUGAAGCGAGGGAACGCCAGCCUGGCGACCCAAAACUGCAACUGCACUGUGGUGUUCCCCAUCACCACCCCCUUCAAGGGUAAUGUCUUCUUCUACUACGGCCUGAUCAACUUCCACCAGAACCUCCGGCGCUACAUGGACUCCCGGGACGAUGCUCAGAUGGUGGGGAGGAAGAACAGCCUGAAGAACCCCAGUGCUUACUGUGUUCCCUUCAGGGUAGAUGAGAAGGGCCUUCCCAUCGCCCCCUGUGGAGCUGUGGCCAACAGCAUGUUCAAUGACUCCUUCACUUUCUACUACCACCCCGCAGGGGGGGCCUCCACCACCCGGGUCCCCCUGUACCGCCGGGGAAUCACCUGGUACACCGACAAGAACAUCAAGUUCCGCAACCCGCAGUUCGAGAACCAGACCCUGUUGUGGGAGGUGUUCCAAGGGACAUCCAAGCCUCUAUACUGGCAGAAACCCGUGUACCAGCUGGACCCUCGCACGCCCAACAACAACGGCUUCAUCAACGAGGAUCUGAUCGUGUGGAUGAGGGAGGCAGCCUUCCCGCGCUUCAAAAAGCUGUACGGGGUUCUCGACCGGGUAGGGAACCCCUUCACCGAGGGCCUGCCUGUGGGGAACUACAGCAUCGACAUCUCCUACAACUUCCCUGUGCAGUACUUCCAGGGCAGGAAGGAGCUGGUGCUGACCACGGUCAGCUGGUUCGGCGGGCAGAAUCGCUUCCUACCCAUUGCCUUCCUGGUGACCGGAGGACUCGUGCUGCUGGUUGCCGUGGUGCUCACCGUGGUCUGGUGGAAGUUCGGCAAGAACGGGAAGAGCAUGGAGGAGUGAGGGGGGGAGGGAGGGAGGGAUGAAGGUGGAGAGAUGUAUGAUGAUGAUCAGAAGCAGGGAGAGAAAAGGAUGAUGGCGACGGCAGACCAGUGUGCACUGAGGGAGCGUUCCUACAAACAUGGUUAGAAAGAAAAAGUGAGCCUUUAUGGAAAAGGUUAAGGAAAGAAUUUGUGUCUUUUGGAAUUAUGCUGAAUGGAAAUUUGACUGGCAGUUCAAUUCAUUUCACACAGUGUCCUUUUCUGUGACAGUGAUUAUUUCUAUGAAAAUGUGAUAUAACAGGACAUGUUGGCAUUUCCAUGUGUGGGCGAAAGCAGGACAACAAUCCCCUUUGGCGUUUUUCCCAGCUUCACUUGUUUUUGUUGUUCCCUGUUUGGCCAGGAGGUGGCAGUGUGCUGAUGUUAAAAUGAUUGCAGACAGGGUUUCUGCUGUUAGGGUUAUAAUUGUUCCAACUGUACUGUAAGGCCAGCCAUUGGUCUACCAAAAACAUGAAUCAAUGCUCUAAGGUCCUGAUGUUAUGAUUUCUAGUUUUCCUGUGAUGUGAUGAUUUUCUAGUGAUCAUUGAUGAGGUGUGGGUCUUGGGUGAAUGCUCAGCGUUUCAUUAAACCAUGUCAUUUUGGAA